Cyphellophora europaea CBS 101466 is the source of this 519-nucleotide messenger RNA. RefSeq lists its product as uncharacterized. NCBI's taxonomy places the organism in Eukaryota, Fungi, Ascomycota, Eurotiomycetes, Chaetothyriales, Cyphellophoraceae. The record is from RefSeq and is a predicted model, not a curated record. The transcript has 2 exons. The coding region runs from base 1 to 519 and encodes 172 amino acids.
AUGUCUCCAAAAGUGGCAAAAUAUGCGCAGCUGUCCGGACCUUCUAUUGACAUCAAUGAUCCUGGAGCGCUACUUGCACACCACGGACCUAUCAUCAUGAACAGCCGCAGACGCAAUCUCAGAAACAACACCUAUGUCCACCUUCGUGGUCUGUUCUUUGGUCUUGAACCUAACAAUGACCCGAUCUGGGCCAUUGCCAACCCCGAUUCUAUCUACGGCGCCCGCAUCCGAUCUUGGAGCGGCUUCCAGAACAACUUCGUCGAGAAUCAGGAAAUUUCCGACCAGAUACGAUGCUCACGGUAUAUUGAGAUGGCCCUCGAUGGUUUGGAGCUGCACUGGGAAAACGUGUUGGAUCAGUCUGAUGAGAAUUGGUUGGAUAUGCAGAAGCGGGUUAUUGUCGACUGUGUUGUGUGGGGAUUGAGGAGAGUCGAUUCAAGCUUGAUGGGUCUAAGACACCCUGGUACGUGGGUUCCAGAGGUUUUGACACGCGAGGAGAUGGUCGUGGUGACCCUUGUCUGA